Molecule: messenger RNA, 671 nt
Organism: Thalassophryne amazonica
Lineage: Eukaryota; Metazoa; Chordata; Actinopteri; Batrachoidiformes; Batrachoididae
Product: mesoderm posterior protein 2-like
Exons: 1
Coding region: 1-639 (212 amino acids)
Biological process (GO): mesoderm formation; regulation of transcription by RNA polymerase II; heart morphogenesis
Cellular component (GO): nucleus
Molecular function (GO): RNA polymerase II cis-regulatory region sequence-specific DNA binding; DNA-binding transcription factor activity, RNA polymerase II-specific; protein dimerization activity
Source: RefSeq, a predicted model, not a curated record
AUGGAGGUGUCCUGCUGCUCCGUUCGCCAGCUCCAGAGGAACAACAGCCUGCUUUUGUUUGAGUCUUUGCUGGAAAAGUCUUCUGCCCGUGAUCCGGCACCUGACACAGGCUAUUUCAGCGCUGGCAGCAGUCUGUCUCCCACAUCCUCUGUAGACACCUUCUGCUUCUCCCCCUCCUCAGUCCAAGCUGCUGAAGGAGACCUGGACACCUUGAACUGUUUCAUGUUUAGCGGUCCUCCAGCACCUCACUUCAGCUGCUCCAGAUCCUGUACUACCAGCACCACAAAGAAAUCCAGAUCCAGGUACCCGGGAAAGAAGCGGCAGACGGCCAGUGAGAGGGAGAAGCUGAGAAUGAGGGAUCUGACGAAGGCUCUGCAUCACCUCAGGACAUACCUCCCCAACUCAGUGGCACCCGCUGGUCAAAUCCUGACCAAGAUUGAGACGCUUCGCCUCACCAUCCGGUACAUCUCCUACCUGUCAGCUCAGCUCGGCCUCAGCCAGGAGGUGCUGGAGCAGAGACGGGCCUGUGGCUACAUGGAUCAGCCUCAAAGCCUCAGACAGAUCCUGGAUCAUCUCCGGGAGUCAGACUGCAACAGAGCCGAGCUGACCUGCGUGCAGGCGUCACAUCAGGUACGUUAGAAAAGGUGGUGUGAGGCUGAAACAGAUUUCAU